Coregonus clupeaformis (lake whitefish) is the source of this 4205-nucleotide messenger RNA. Its product is annotated as ribonuclease 3-like. NCBI's taxonomy places the organism in Eukaryota, Metazoa, Chordata, Actinopteri, Salmoniformes, Salmonidae. The record is from RefSeq and is a predicted model, not a curated record. Gene Ontology annotation, biological process: primary miRNA processing; rRNA processing; regulation of gene expression. Gene Ontology annotation, cellular component: nucleus. Gene Ontology annotation, molecular function: double-stranded RNA binding; ribonuclease III activity.
AUGGCCCGAGAGCUGGCCAAAACCAAAGAACAACUUUCCACCCUCUAUCAGGAAGAACAGAAGAAGAUCCAGCACAAGUCAAAACUCCAGGGUCUGGAGGAGGAGGAGAAAUGCACCCGCUUCUUCUUUUGCAGGGCACGGCAAAAACCCAUCCUGUCCCUGUACAACAACCAAAGGGACUCUGUGACCAACAGUGAUGACAUCCUGCGGGUGGCCAGAGAGUUCUACGGUAGGCUGUAUGCCAUCAAGCCUACCGACGAGGCUCUCAUGGCCACCUUUCUAGAUGGUCUUUCAGAGUCACCGAGGGUGGAAGAGCGACAACCCAACUUAUGUGCUGAGGAGCUCAACCGGGCCCUGCACUACCUGAACACAAAGCACAAUGACCGGACGGGAUCCGAGAAGAGUUCUAUCAGACCUUCUGGGAUCACCUUAAGGACGACAUGGCGAUGGUCUUCAGAGCAAUUCGGCAUAGGCCAAGGUUGCCCCUUAGCCCCUCUGCCGUACGUCAUAUACCUAGAACUUUUCCUCCAGAAGAUCAGGUCAACACCAGAAAUCCCUGUCUACCAGAUGCCAGGGGCCCAGGGAGAGAGGCUCAAAGUGGUGGCGUACAUGGACGACAUCACCAUCGUCGGCAUAAAUAGUCACUCCAUCGCCACAGCAACAAAGGUGGUGGACGACUAUCGUGCAACCACUGGCGCCCUCGUCAACAGGGGGAGAGGCAUCGGAGACAGUCGGAGGUCUCACUCACCUGACAGACACAGGAAGAGACCUAGAAGUUGUUCAGAAAGCAGAGAAAGGAAGCGUGGUCGCUGGGAGGAGGAGAGUGACCGGAGGUCUGACGGGUCGGGGAUGAGCAGAGAGGGAGAGCGCAGCUACACCUCCAUCCGGAGCCAAGACACAGAGACAGAGGCCUCCAUGGACCGAGACAGGGACAGAGACCAGGAGAGGGACAGGGAGAGAGAGAGGGAGAAAGGGGAAGGUGAUGAGAAAGAGGAGGAUGAGUUGCUGAAGCCUGCGUGGAUCCACCGUAUCCAUGCUGAGAACUACUACUCCAGCGAUCCCAUGGACCAAGUGGGUGACUCAACGGUGGUGGGGACCAGUAAGCUAAGGGACCUGUACGAACGCUUUGAGGAAGAGCUGGUCAAGAGACAGGAGUGCGCUCAGUCAGCCCAGCCCAAAUGGGACCCUCCCAAGACCAAGCUAGAUGAGGAGCCCGAGGAGUGUCACAGCCACAGCAGCAGUGAGUCAGACUGUGAGUCUGACGGGGGAGGCAGUACCUGCUCCAGUAGCUAUGACUCUGACUUGUUUGACGUGAUUGCUGAGAUCAAGAGGAAGAAGGCCCAUCCAGACCGUCUGCAUGACGCGCUGUGGUACAACAACCCAGGACAGAUGAACGAUGGGCCAUUGUGUAAGUGCAGUGCUAAGUCCAGACGCACAGGGAUAUGCCACAGCAUCUACCCUGGAGAGGAGUCUGUGAAGGAAUGUCGCCCGAUGAACAACAACUCUGGAAAGCUCUACCACUACAGAAUCACUGAGUCUCCGCCUACUAACUUCCUGACGGACAGGCCUACAGUGAUUGAGCACGAUGACCAUGAGUACCUGUUUGAAGGUUUCUCUCUCUUCUCCCACAUGCAUCUCACUAUUGUAAAUUCAUUGUGCAGAGUGAUUUGUUUCAACAUAGAUUACACCAUUCACUUUAUUGAAGAGAUGACACCAGAGAACUUCUGUGUGAGAGGACUGGAGCUGUUCUCCUCCUAUCUAUUCCAGGAUAUACUGGAGCUCUAUGACUGGAACCUCAAAGGCACUAGAUCUGAGAGGGAUGGGAAGGUGUUUUCAGUGUCUUUCUUCUUUCCCCAUGGAGGUCCAGAGUGGGACAAUCAAUCUCCUGGAUGUCAGAAGUUCCACUUCAUGCCUCGCUUUGUCUGCUUCUUACCUGUCAUUGUGUUGUUGUUUCAGAAGCCCAGCUCGGUGCGUAUUGACCAGCUGGACAGAGAGCAGUUCAACCCGGAGGUCAUCUUCUUCCCCAUCAUCGUCCACUUUGGGAUCCGGCCAACCCAGCUCAGCUACGCCGGGGAUCCCCAGUACCAGAAGCUGUGGAAAAGCUAUGUGAAACUAUGCCACCUGCUGGCGAACAGCCCCAAGGUCAAGCAGAUAGACAAACAGAAGCUAACACAGAGGGAGGUGGGUACCCAGAAGAUUCGACAGAAGAACACCAUGCGCCGGGAGGUGACCGUUGAGCUCAGCAGCCAGAGCUUCUGGAAGACUGGCAUCCGCUCUGACGUCUGUCAGCAUGCCAUGAUGUUGCCAGUGUUGACCCACCACAUUCGCUACCACCAGUGUCUGAAGCACCUGGACAAGCUGAUUGGCUAUGUCUUCAAGGAGUGCUGCCUACUACAGCUGGCCAUGACUCACCCCAGCUACCACCUGAACUUCGGCAUGAGAGACCACGCCCGAAACUCCCUGUCCAACUGCGGCAUCUGCCAGCCCAAGUAUGGAGACAGGAAGGUCCACCACAUGUACAUGAGGAAGAAGGGAAUCAACACCUUGAUCAACAUCAUGUCUCGUCUUGAACAAGACGACCCCUCCCCCUCCAGGCUCUUUCACAACGAGCGGCUGGAGUUUCUCUGCGAUGCAGUUGUGGAGUUUCUCACCAGAUGGAAACUGGAGCUGGAUCGCUUCAUGUUGUAUGCCCACGGACCAGACCUCUGCAGGGAGUCAGACCUGAGACACGCCAUGGGCAACUGCUUUGAAGCACUCAUAGCAACCGGGCCGUCUCUGCGGCGUUACCGCUGCGUUAUCCUGGCGUUAUCCUUCAAAGUUAUUCCUGUCGUGUGGAGCCCACAGUAUGGCACACAGCGCGACUAUGACCUACGGGAGGUUUGGCUCAACUAUCCGCCCCACCCUCUGCAGGUGCAGGAGCCGCAGACGGACAGGCAGCUGAUCGAGACGUCUCCGGUGCUUCAGAAGCUGACGGACUUUGAGGACGCCAUCAGUGUUAUGUUCACACACUGUCGCCUGCUGGCCAGAGCUUUCACACUGAGGACCGUGGGCUUCAACCACCUCACACUGGGUCACAACCAGAGAAUGGAGUUCCUGGGAGACUCCAUCAUGCAGCUGGUGGCUACAGAGUACCUCUUCAUCCAUUUCCCUGACCACCACGAAGGACACUUAACAGUAAGGAGAAACCCUCUAAUGAAGUGUUACAGAGCUUUCAUCGCAGCGCUCUACAUCGAUAAGGACCUGGAGUACAUUCACACCUUCAUGAACGUCUGCUUCUUCCCUCGACUGAAGGAGUUCAUCCUGAACCAGGACUGGAACGAUCCUAAAUCCCAUCUCCAGCAGUGCUGCCUGACCCUGCACACAGAGGGCAAGGAGCCCGACAUCCCCCUCUACAAGACCUUGCAGACAGUGGGGCCAUCUCAUGCGCGGACCUACACUGUGGCUGUGUACUUCAAAGGAGAGAGGAUAGGCUGUGGCAAGGGCCCAAGUAUCCAACAGGCAGAGAUGGGGGCUGCUAUGGACGCGCUCGAAAAAAUUCCUCUCCCUGCUCCAGAUAACUUCCCUCAGAUGGCUCAUCAGAAGUGAUUCAUUGAGUGGAAGUACAGACAGGAGCUGAAAGAGAUGAAACGAGAGAGGGAGCGCCAGGAGAACGAGGGAGACGAACCAGAGGACAGCAGGAAGUAACAGAGCCCUUCUCUGACCAAUCGAGAUGGAGGAUAUUGAAUAGUGUAUGGAAGGGGCAGGAAGUGGAGAGAUGAACAAUUUACAAACACUCUGAAUUGCAAACAUAAAAUGCAUUUUCCUCUAACAACUCCCUUCAUCUGCAUCUGCAUGGAGAAUAUUUGACAGGUGUAAACAAUAUGGUGGCAGCUUAUCUCUAGACUGGCUUUCACCUGGUCAGUUCUUUCAGAUCAGUGCAAUGAAGGAGAGGAUGCGAGGAUAGGACAUAUUUCUAGGCAAUUGAGAAAUAUUUCUAGACAAUUUAGAAAGACCACUAGUCUACAGUCCACCCUGUACUGUCUCGUCCCAUUUUUAUUGUGUUUGGUUGCGUUUGUGGUUGUUUUGAGCUGCUUUCAUGUGUAGGUCUUAAUCAAUUGAAUGUUGUUUAUGUACAGUCAGUUUUUUAACUAAAUCUACAACACUGUUGGUCGUCGAUCAUGGUAAUGAACGGCAUCAACAGAAAUACUUUGUUUUAAAUGUCUGUU